Candidozyma duobushaemuli is the source of this 576-nucleotide messenger RNA. It is a transcript of the gene SFT2, whose product is annotated as Sft2p. Bases 1 to 576 code for a protein of 191 amino acids. The transcript has 2 exons. The record is from RefSeq and is a predicted model, not a curated record. Gene Ontology annotation, cellular component: membrane. Gene Ontology annotation, biological process: vesicle-mediated transport. NCBI's taxonomy places the organism in Eukaryota, Fungi, Ascomycota, Pichiomycetes, Serinales, Metschnikowiaceae.
AUGUCCCAGCCAGAGGCCGAUUUUCGUGCCCAGUUUGGCAACUGGACAUCAAGAAAUAGUACCAGGGGACCUCAAUUGUCCUCCUGGACUGACUACGUCAGAUCAAGCGCAAACGACCUAUAUGAGUCCCUCCCCACAUACAACAACCCAGCAGUGGCUGCUCCACAACAGGAACCCUCAUGGUUUAAAUUGAGCAGAUUCGAGAAAAUUGUUGGUUUUGGAUGCUGCUUAGCGGCUUCCAUCUUCUGCUUCGUCUUCAGUUUCUUCAUGUUCCCCGUGCUUGCACUUAAUCCAAGAAAGUUUGCAUUGCUUUGGACUAUGGGUCCUUUUUAUUCACAUCUUACAAGCCGAGAUAGGGUUGUAUUCUCCGGUAUUUUUUUCGGUUCUGUCUUCCUCACCAUGUACUGUGCUCUCAUUCUCCAGAGUACCAUAUUGACCCUCUUUGCCAGUAUAGUGGAGGUCAUUGCAAUCGCAUACUACAUCAUAAGCUACUUUCCCUUCGGUGCCACUACCUUGACGUGGUUUACAAGCUACAUGGUCGGCUAUUUUGGUGGAUUCUUCUCCGCCUUAUUCUGA